AUGACGGACUGGGAGUGCGAAAAUGCAUUAGGGCCGAAAAGUCAUCAUUUUCACGUCUUUCUGCUUACGCUAUAUAAUGUGAAACCAAAUUACUGUGGACACAUUUUUUUCUUUUUCUUUCCUUUCCUUCGUUUCGUUACAUUUCGUUUCGUUCCGUUUCAUUUUGAUCCUUUCCUUUACUUACUUCUUUUUCUUCUUUCCUUUCCUCCCUUCUUUUCAUUUCUUUCUUCUUUCCUUCUUUUCCUUUCUUUUUUUCCUUCUUUUCUUCCAUUCCUUCCUUUCUUCCUUCUUUCCUUAUCACUUCCUUUCCUUUCCUUGUUUCUGUCCCUUCCUUCUUUUCCUUCCUUCCUUCCUUCCUUUCUUCCUUCCUUUCUUCCUUUCUUCUUUUCUUUCUUCCUUUCUUCUUUCCUUCCUUCCUUUCCUUCAUCUCAUCCUUUCUUCCUUCCUUCUUUUUUCCUUCCUAUCAUUUCCUUGCUUCUUUUCCUGACCUCUUUUCCUUCAUUUCCACCUCUCUCUCUCUCUCUCUCUCUCUCUCUCUCUCUCUCUCUCUCUCUUCAGUCUUAG
Acanthosepion pharaonis is the source of this 564-nucleotide messenger RNA. The record is from the annotation of a GenBank genome assembly. NCBI's taxonomy places the organism in Eukaryota, Metazoa, Mollusca, Cephalopoda, Sepiida, Sepiidae.